This is a messenger RNA of Fraxinus pennsylvanica, 1176 nucleotides long. The record is from the annotation of a GenBank genome assembly. NCBI's taxonomy places the organism in Eukaryota, Viridiplantae, Streptophyta, Magnoliopsida, Lamiales, Oleaceae.
AUGAGCCAGGAACAGCCGCAAAGGCCAAAACCCGUUAGAUAUGGAGACGUUUUCCACGUUCAAGGUGAACUAGCGUCGAAACCCGUAGCUCCACAGGAUUCAAUCGCCUUUAUGGCCGCUGAAAACAUUGCACUGGGUAAGACUCAGGAAGGUGGUCCUGCCGCCGUUGUGCAAUCAGCGGCUGAUGUCAACGAGACGCACGGUGUUGUUCAUCACGACGACAUGACGAAUAUUGUUAGAGAAGAGGGUAUUGGUGGCCCCGAUGUAAUUACUAUUGGAGAAGCACUCGAAGCGACUGCUUUUUCGGCUGGAAACAAGCCCGUUGAUGAAAGUGACCCUGCCGCCGUACAGGCGGCGGAGAUUCGUGCCACUGGGCUUUGUCAUGCGGUGCCUGGUGGUGUCGCGGCUGAAGCCCAAUCAGCCGCCGCAUAUAAUGCCCGGACAAUGCGAGACGAGGACAAGACCAAACUUGGCGAUAUUUUGAUUGAUGCGGCUACAAAACUUACCAAUGCAAACCCAUCUCUCAAGAACUCAUACAUCGUUGAGAUCAUGGGAACUUUGGCACACGAUAAUGAGAAUGUACACACUGAAGAGUAUGUAUCAUUGGGUCUUAAAGAAUCGGGGAUUGGAAAUUUAGGAACCCCCCAAGUUUUAUCACUUUUAUCUACACUUCUUGAGAGAUCUGUUCAGAAAAAUGAAAGGAUACUAGAGGCCACAAAGACAAAAGAUGCUAUCACAAUAUUUCACGGUUCGAGAGCACCUUCUUUGGGCAUUCGUCAAUAUAUUGAUCGAAUUUUCAAGUACUCGCGCUGCAGCCCAUCAUGCUUUGUUAUUGCACACAUAUAUGUGGAUAGAUUCAUUCAACGGACAAAUAUGUUGUUAACAUCCCUUAACAUUCACCGAGUUAUUAUCACCAGUGUAAUGGUAGCAGCAAAAUUUAUUGAUGAUGCAUUCUUCAAUAAUGCAUAUUAUGCUAGAGUGGGAGGCGUAAGCACGGCAGAGUUGAACAAGUUGGAGAUGAAGUUUUUAUUUGGUCUCGAUUUCCAACUUCAUGUGACGCUGCAGACAUUCAGGAAGUAUUGUUCUCUGUUGGCAAAGGAUGCCACAGACGUGCUUCAGAUUGAACGCCUCAUCUCAGGCAUGUGGAAUGAAAAAGAGUUGGCAAAAAAAAGAUGA